AUGGCUCAGGAAAUGUACACACUGCCCUUCAAGUUGGACGAUCCCAGUCUGCUGCACUUUGACUCGUACGUCAACAACCGCUGGGUGAAAGCUCAGUCCACGAAACAGUUUGAAGUUACCGACCCGGGCACUGGCGCUAACUGGGCUAGCUGCCCCGAUAAUGGUCCGGAGGAUGUGCCUUCCGCUGUAGAGGCCGCCCACUCCUCGUUCCUCGAGUACCGCAAACAGACGCCGCGUCAACGAGCGCAGCUGCUGAUGAAAUGGCACACCCUUAUCGUUGAAGCCCGAGACGAUCUUGCAAAAAUCCUCACUCACGAGACUGGCAAGCCACUUGUUGAGUCUUACGCGGAGCUUGACUACUCUACUGGCUUUACCUGGUGGUUCUCAGGCGAAGCCGACCGCAUUCAGGGAACCGUGUUCUCGCCAUCAAUGCCUGGUCGCCGCGUCUUUACAGUCAAACAACCCAUUGGAGUUGUUGCUGCGUUGGUUCCUUGGAACUUCCCAAUUGCUAUGGUGCUCCGCAAAGCUGGUGCUGCCCUGGCGGCUGGCUGUACAAUAAUAGUGAAACCUAGUCCUGAGACCCCGAUUACCGUGUUGGCUCUCGCGCACUUGGCUGAGAAAGCAGGCUUCCCCCCCGGGAUCUUCAACGUCCUUACUACAAGCCUUGACAACACGCCAUCCCUCAGUGAGGCGCUUUGUAAGCAUGAUCUAGUUAAGAAGGUUACCUUUACAGGAUCGACAAGGGUGGGCAGGUUGAUUGCUGCGCAUUGCUCGCAUGGACUGAAGAAGGUCACUCUCGAGCUUGGAGGAAACUGCCCCUUCAUUGUCUUUGAAGACGCGAAUAUGGAACAGGCCAUCACCCAACUGCUGGCGCUAAAAUGGCGUCAUGCCGGUCAGGCAUGCAUCACAGCCAACCGGAUCUUUGUUCAAAGUGGCGUCUACCAGAAGUUUACGCAGAUGCUCAAGGAUAGAGUCAGUAGUGCUCUGGUUGUCGGCCAUGGUGCAGAUGAAGGUACGACCAUGGGCCCUCUGACGACUCCCCAAGCAGUCAGGAAGGCGAUAAGCCAUGUUGAAGACGCAUCUAAGCGAGGCGCAAAGGUGGUUCUGGGCGGAAAACAGAUCAAACCUCCCUCAUGUGAGGGAGGCUACUUUUUCGAGCCAACCAUCAUGACGGACAUCACCUCAGAUAUGCUUGUUUUCAAGGAGGAAUCGUUUGCCCCUAUCGCGUCACUGUGCAAGUUUGAAACUGAGGAAGAAGCCGUCCAGACGGCGAAUGACACCAGCAUGGGCCUCGCUAGCUAUGUCUUCACCAAGGAUGUCAACCGCUUGUGGCGGAUGUUCGAGAACCUCGAAGCUGGCAUGGUAGGCCUUAACACGGGCAACCAGUCUGCAGCUGAGACUCCGUUUGGUGGUAUCAAGCAAUCUGGCUAUGGCAAGGAGAGCGGCAAAGAUGUCGCUGUCAACGAGUUCCUUAUAACCAAGACCGGCACGUUGACCGUUGAGGAUCAUUUCUGA
Molecule: messenger RNA, 1515 nt
Organism: Penicillium arizonense
Lineage: Eukaryota; Fungi; Ascomycota; Eurotiomycetes; Eurotiales; Aspergillaceae
Product: NAD-dependent succinate-semialdehyde dehydrogenase
Exons: 3
Coding region: 1-1515 (504 amino acids)
Molecular function (GO): succinate-semialdehyde dehydrogenase (NAD+) activity
Source: RefSeq, a predicted model, not a curated record